Molecule: messenger RNA, 3578 nt
Organism: Closterium sp. NIES-67
Lineage: Eukaryota; Viridiplantae; Streptophyta; Zygnematophyceae; Desmidiales; Closteriaceae
Source: the annotation of a GenBank genome assembly
GCAACCCCAACCCAACCCUGCUGAUGGAACCCCGCCAGCACAGCACAGGACCAGCUCACUCUACUAGGACAAGCCACUGAACUGCUGAUUCUCUCCGCCGUAUUUAAUACUUUCCACUUCCGUCGGUAGUUAGCUUCUGUUACACUCUAAGCGUCGCUCACUGCUCCUUAGGAGCGCGCGUCGCUGGAUGGUUGGCGAUCUGGCUGGGCGCGAGCUCCUGCGAGGGGUCCAGAGCACGUGGAUGCCGCGUGCCCGCGAGUUCGCCGCGCGAGUAGGCCGGGAUCCACUCGCGUGCCUGUCCUGGAGCCGCAUCGGCCCCGGUGCUCGAGUUUCGACCGUUAGGGGCGAGAUCUGCCGAAGCGUGGUCAGGGUUUCGCCGGUGGUCGCGGGAGGAUUUCUAGGUGACGGCAAGGUGACGCGGCACGGGGAGGGGAGACACUCGGCGGGUGGGUGAGAGCAUGGCGCGCGAGGGGGAGGCCGGGGUGCUGGUCGCAGAUCCGCGGAGCGGAGGUGGGCAGAGGGACGACGGGCUAAUGGAGCGACACGACGAUGGAUUCCGUGCUGACGUGGAGGACGCGGAUGAUGACGGUAUGAUGGAUCAUCUGAGCGAUCCGGGGGUUUAUUUCCAGCAGGAGACGGCGAACGAGUUGGCGCUGUCGCAGGCCAUGCGAUGGGGCAGCCCGGACGACGACGUCGCGAACAAGUCCAACUAUUCUCACACGACGCCCGUCAGCCCGACUGCGGGUGAUCUUGAUCGAGACGGGUCUCCAUCCAGGGAGCGCGGGGAGGCGGAAGCGGAGAUGGCGCGCGAGGAGGCGGAGAAGAGCGCCUUUUUGAGCGACGCGUCCGUGGAGAAUGUGGCGCUGUGGAGCCGCAGCCGCACGACCAUGGAGCACGACGACUACGACCGCUUGUUCGACGCGCACGGCGGCCUGCACCCCGGCGGCGACCGCGGUAAGAUGCGCGCAGAGGGGGACGAAGACGAGGGGGAAGAGGGGGAAGAUGGGGGAAAGUUUGGGGAGGGUGGAAACGAAGGGUUUGGUUAUCGGGAUGGGACGGGAGCAGACGGAUUCGACGCGGACGAAGACUACGAUAACGGUAACGAUAACGAGAAUGAUGACGUCAUGGGGUUCCAGUUCUGGCGCACGUCACUUCAGCAGGACGGCAGCGCGGACGGGCAGCACGCGGACGACGCGGAGUCGGCGCGAGUGGCGGAGUACGGCACGAUGUGGCACAACAUGACGGGGCACCUCGAGAACAUGAAGGACGACUGGGCGGAGGCGCAGGCCGUGGCGGAAGGGGAGGCGGGGAGCGCGGACGAGGCGGAAGACGACGACGAUGCGCGGAGCCAGGCGUCCGCGCACUCCGACACGGCGCUGCUGCUGGACCACCUGCAGCUGGGGGUGUCGGGGCCGCUGUCCGUGCUGCCGUGGGACGAGGAGGCGGAGGAGGAAGCGGCGCAGGAGGCUGCGCGGGAUGCGCGGGAGGAGAUCCGCGCGGCACGGGCGGAAAUGUACUUCAGUCCAGAGGGGGAGGAAGCGGAAGGGCCUCGUGGGGGAGAGGAGCCGUUUUCUCUGGGCCCAUCCGCCGUCGAUGCCAGAGGCGCGGAUGGCCUUCCGCAGCGGGACGCUUCCGCCGCCCCCCCCCAAGCGGACAUUGGCGCGGGGGAUUCUGCAGCCAGUGAAGGCGCAACUAGCGACCAGGCGGAGCGGACUGAGCCCCGCUCUGACCUGAUGCUUCCGCGCAUCCGCACCACGGGGGACCUUCUCCUCGCCUGCCCGCCCACAGGCGCGUCCUCCCCCGUCGGCGCAGAGGCAGUCGCCGCGGACGUGGGGGCGGCGGACGCGCAGUCCAUGCCGGAGCUGGGGGACGUGCAGCUCUCCGCAGCGGAAGGGAGCGCAAGCGCGGGAAUCGGCGCGGGGGAAGGCAUUGGCGGAGCGAUUUCCGCGGCGAAAGCGGCAGGUGCGGCGGGAGGGGGGGCGGAGGAGGCGGAGAAGGCGGGGGAGAUGACGGCGAUGUGGCUGGGGGGCAUGGCGCGCGUGGAAGCAUGGGUGCGGUGCCUCAAACACGGGCAGUGGGAGCCGUCCGAGUCCAUCGAGCACUGGAGCACCCUCAGCAGCAGCAAGAACGCUGGCAGCAGCGCGCUGCUCCCCCCACAAUCGCCCCCCGCGCCCCACCACCACCACUCGGCCAGCGCCAUGAGCAAGCGGUCCAUGUCGCACGGCCACAUGCACGGGGGCGCGGCGGCCACAGGGGGGAACAUUCAGGCGGCGGUGGCGGUGGGGGCGGCAGCGGCGGCGGAGCAUGCGGGGCGGGUGGUGCGGGGGCUCGACAAGCACGCGGCCGCCGUGUACCUCUCCAUGCGCGGACUGCUGGUCGUGCCGCCGCUGGGGGCGUUCUCGUCGCUCAAGACUCUCGACCUGUCGCGCAACAACAUCACGUCAGUGGCAGCGGGCGUGCUGCCUCGGUCGCUGCACAUCCUGGACCUGUCGCACAACCGCCUGGCGGCCGUGGAGGGGCUGCGCGAGCUGUCGCGCCUCAAGGUGCUCAACCUCUCCAACAACCGCCUCGCGCGCAUCGGCCACGGCCUAUCGGGCUGUCUGGCGCUGCGAGAGCUGUACCUGGCGGGCAAUAGGGUGGGCGAGGUGGAGGGGCUGCACCGCCUGCUGAAGCUCACGGUGCUGGACCUGGGCGGCAACAAGGUCACCACCACCAAGGCGCUCGGCCAGCUCGCCGCCAACUACGCCUCGCUGCGAGCGCUCAACCUGGCGGGCAACCCCAUCCACGUCAACCUGGGGGACGAUGCCUUCAAGCGCUACCUCAUCGGUCUGCUGCCCCAGCUGCUGUACCUGAACCAGCGCCCCAUCAAGACGCCCUCCUCGCGCGACGCUCUCUCGGACCCCCUCAAAGCACGUGGGGCGGGUGCCCCCCAGCUGCACCACGGGCACUCCUCGCGCUCCGCCUCGCGCACUGCUGGCACCAGCACCUCGCGCCACCGCACCGGGGGGAGCAGCAGCAGCGGGCUCAGGAAGGCUGCAGCCGGGGGUGCUAGUGGUUCAUCUGGCGGAGGGGGCACAGGGAGCGGCCACCACCGGGCACACCAUGGGACAAGUAGCGGCGCGCAUCACUCUUCCCGCACUCGCACUGCCACAGGGGGGCACUCAACGCACCGGAGUAGGUCGGGGGUUGCUAGCGGGAGCACCACAGGCGUUGCGUCGUCGUCGCGUCACCACCACCAUCAUCAUCACCAUUGAGCGCCUUCUGCUCAGUAAGCUGCUGAGGAUGGUAUACAAUGCUAGGCAUGCUGAGUGCGAAGCUGGUAAGGUUUGUUUUUGUUCCAUGAUUGAUUUGUUUGUCGUGCUUUUGGAAUACCGAUUGCAUUGAUUGGCUUGUGUGGAAUAAGUUGCAUGACAGGAGGUUGUAGAACACUGCAGCUUGGUGGUGUAUGGCCAGGAAGACGCACGCCUGUUGAGUACCUCCAUAGUCAGAUAUAGAGACCUUGCACUGAACUGUGUAAAGCAGCGGAAAUCGGAUUGUAGAAUGGCAUUUCAUACGGGGUUCUCGAUUUCCCCGUUAUU